UUUGAAGAUGAUCAAGUACCCAGAGACACGUAGAGAUGAGGGUAGUAUCGACGAUUAUAACGGCACAAAAGUGCCGGACCCCUAUGCUUGGCUGGAGGACCCAGACAGCGAAGAGACAAAGGCUUUUGUGGAUGCUCAGAACAAUCUGACCAUGCCGUUCCUUGAGAAAUGUACCAGCAGAAAGCCAUUCUAUGAUAGACUGAAGGAGCUGUGGGACUUCCCCAAGUAUGGCUGUCCCUUCAAGCGAGGCUCACGUUACUUCUACUUCAUGAACACAGGACUGCAGAACCAGAAUGUCAUGUACGUCCAGGAUUCACUCGACGCUGAGCCGAGAGUCUUCCUAGACCCUAACACGUUCUCAAAGGAUGGUACGGUGGCCCUGCGAGGCCAUUCUUUCUCAGAGGACGGAGCGUAUUUAGCCUAUGGGCUUAGCACGGGAGGAUCUGAUUGGGUCACUAUCAAAUUCAUGGAUGUUGCCAAAGGUGAACCUCUGCAAGACACUCUGGAGAGAGUCAAAUUCAGCUGCAUGGACUGGACGCAUGAUGGCAAGGGCCUCUUCUACAAUUACUAUGUUGAGCAAGACGACAAGGCAGUUGGCACAGAGACCAAGUCCAACGUCAACCAGAAGCUGAAGUAUCACGUCCUGGGCACGCCGCAGUCUGAGGACGUCCUGUGUGCAGAGUUCCCUGAAAACCCUAAAUGGAUGAGUGGUGCUGAAGUGAGCGAUGACGGUCGUUAUGUCAUCCUGGGCAUCAGGCAAGGCUGCGACCCAGUCAAUAGGCUGUAUUACUGUGACUUGGAGAAGAUCGAUCAUAAAAUAUCUGGAAUUCUACCCUGGGUGAAACUGAUCGACAACUUUGACGCCGAGUAUGAGUACAUCACCAAUGAAGGCACGCUGUUCACAUUCAAGACCAAUCUGAAAUCGCCCAAGUACAAACUCAUCAACAUUGACUUUGCACAGCCAGACAUGGAAAAUUGGAAAGACCUGGUACCUGAGUCAGACACAGACGUCUUGGAGUGGGCAGCGUGUGUAUGCAAGGAUAAACUAGUCCUAUGCUACCUGCAUGAUGUUAAAAAUGUACUUCAUCUUUAUUCGUUGGGCGCCGGUGAAAGACUGACGACGUUCCCUCUAGACGUUGGUACUGUCACAGGAUACUCGGGACGCAAGAAGGACACUCAGAUCUUCUACCAGUUUACAUCUUUCCUGACACCUGGCGUCAUCUACCGAUGUGAGUUGGAUCAGGGGGCAAUCGAACCCAAGACAUUCCGGGAGAUCGAAGUGAAAGGGUUCGACGCCAGUCUGUAUGAGACCACACAGGUCUUCUAUGACAGCAAAGAUGGCACCAAGAUACCGAUGUUCAUUGUGCAUAGGAAGGGUAUAGAGAUGUCUGGUGACCAUCCCGUAUUACUCUAUGGCUAUGGGGGUUUCAAUAUCUCCAUCAUGCCCAGCUUCAGUGUCUCCAGACUCGUCUUCAUCAGGCAUCUAGGAGGAAUCUUGGCCAUCCCUAAUAUACGAGGAGGCGGGGAAUACGGAGAGACUUGGCACAAAGCAGGCAUGCUGGGUAACAAACAAAACGUCUUUGAUGAUUUCCAAUGUGCAGCGGAAUACCUCAUCCAAAACAAGUACACCAACGCUAAAAGAAUUGCAAUAAAUGGCGGGUCUAACGGUGGCUUGUUAGUUGGAGCCUGUGCCAAUCAGCGACCGGAUCUAUUUGGAUGCGUCAUCAAUCAAGUCGGUGUUAUGGACAUGUUGAAGUUCCACAAGUUUACCAUCGGUCACGCCUGGACAACAGACUACGGCUGUGCUGACAAGCAAGACGAAUUCGACUGGUUGAUCAAGUACUCCCCCCUUCACAACAUCAAACCUUCAGCAGAUCCUAGCGUCCAGUAUCCAAGCACCAUGCUACUGACGGGGGACCAUGACGACAGGGUGGUUCCCUUACACUCCCUCAAAUUCAUUGCUACACUACAGCACGCCCUGGGCAGUGUUCCACAACAGACCAAUCCGCUCUUUGUACGCGUGGAUACCAAGUCAGGCCAUGGGGCGGGCAAGCCCACGGCCAAAGUGAUUGAGGAGUAUUCAGAUAUCUAUGCAUUCAUCGCUGAGACAUUGGGCAUUUCCUGGAAGGAAUGACAAAUUAGCCAUUUUAAAGCAGGGUAUUUGUGGAGGCUUUAAACAGUUAAAGGAAUUUGGAAUUUUUGUGGUGCAAAACAACGAAGGUAUAGUUCCUUUAAGGGAAUAAACAUCAUUUGCUUUUGCUGUAAUUUUCAGAAAUGGAUGGAUUGGGGGGUUAGUAAGAUAUAGCAAAUAUUGUUACACUGAUU
Molecule: messenger RNA, 2325 nt
Organism: Patiria miniata (bat star)
Lineage: Eukaryota; Metazoa; Echinodermata; Asteroidea; Valvatida; Asterinidae
Gene: prep
Product: prolyl endopeptidase-like
Exons: 17
Coding region: 8-2134 (708 amino acids)
Biological process (GO): proteolysis
Cellular component (GO): cytosol
Molecular function (GO): serine-type endopeptidase activity; oligopeptidase activity
Source: RefSeq, a predicted model, not a curated record